AUGGAUGGCAGAAUGUGGACAAACAGGAACAUGCAGACAAAUAUACUUAUUCUAUCCAUUUGUGUAUUUUGCAUUCCAGUUCUUUCGGCAUUGCUAUUCUUUUCUGCCCUGCGAAGCUGCUACACAGAUAAUCCUAGUCCGCUGGAAAAGUGCUUCCAGGAUGCUGAGUAUGAGAAUUAUCUAGAGAUAGCCAAGAACGGGCUGGGCAAUGCAUCGCACCCAAGACAUGUGCUGAUCGUAGGAGCAGGCAUAGCAGGCCUCAGCGCAGCCUACACUCUCACAGAAGCUGGACACCAGGUAAGGGGUCCUUUAGUCUUCACAGAUGUUGCAACUGGUCCUCUGCUUCCGAGGUUGCCCCCUAGGGACCUGCGUAUUGAUUUGUUUGCACAAAGUCUGCAGGGAGGUUAAACCACUGUGGCUCUUUGCUGAGUAUUCGUUUUUUACUUUGCGGGGAGGUUAGGUGUUACAUCAAAGGAAGUGUUAUUCCACACCUCACCUUUUCUUCUCACACAGAGUCCAGUUGGGGAGGUGGGGGGGUUAAGGUUUGGUAUUUGAGGGCACCAAAUCAAUUUUAAUCAUGCAACUUGACGUCGCAAUCUGAGUUUGGUGGUAUGUGAUGGAGUCCCACCCAAAAAUACCAUGAAUCUUUUUGGCUGCAGCAGAUCUCACAAGGGCAGCCAUUUAACAUGGCACAGACCUCAUCUGGUAGUUGGGGAAAUUAGGCCGGAAAACGUGUGGAGGCGUAAGGAGCUGUUGUAGUUGUGUGCUGCCAACCACAGCAGAGCUCAGUAGAAGGAGAAGCCAGCCAACCAGUCGAGUCUCAGGGGGGUACUUGCCUGGAGGCAGAGGCUGUAUGCAAGGUUCAGGCCAGUCAGGAGUAUCUCAGUUCACGUAGUCAAAUGAUCUGGGGGUCAAGAAAGCAGAAGGUCCAAGGUCACGAGAAGCAAAAAGCAGCAAGGUCUGACCAGGAACGACAAAUGUUGUUUCCAGCAACUGACUGAGGCUGAAAACCCUGCUUAAGAAAGCUGGAGCCAUCUGGUUCUCCUCAGGAGCAAGAAGGCUGAUCAGCAGCAGGUGGAGUCACUCUGCCUUCUGCUCCUUCAGGCUGCUGCUCAGCAGGUGACGCCGACUCCUGGCCCAUGCUGGGUAAGUCUCUCAACUGCCCUCUAGAAUUGUGAUGUGGACCAUGGAAAUUGAGGCAGGCUAUUGUAGCGUGGGUGGCGCUUUGGGUUAAACCACAGAGCCUAGGACUUGCCGAUCAGAAGGUCGGCGGUUCGAAUCCCCGCGACGGGGUGAGCUCCCGUUGCUCGGUCCCUGCUCCUGCCAACCUAGCAGUUCAAAAGCACGUCAAAGUGCAAGUAGAUAAAUAGGUACCGCUCCGGCGGGAAGGUAAAUGGCAUUUCCAUGUGCUGCUCUGGUUCACCAGAAGCAGCUUAGUCAUACUGGCCACAUGACCCCGAAGCUGUACGCCGGCUCCCUCGGCCAAUAAAGCGAGAUGAGCGCCGCAACCCCAGAGUCGGCUAUGACUGGACCCAAUGGUCAGGGGUCCCUUUACCUAGUGUAGCAUGAAGCAGUAGCUGGAUUGAUACAGCAGUUGCUGUCCUGUUUGCCUUCAGGUGACAGUUCUUGAAGCCAGUGACCGCGUGGGGGGACGAGUGGAGACGUAUCGAAACGAGCAAGAAGGCUGGUAUGCAGAUCUGGGGCCCAUGCGUUUGCCUCAGGUACACAGGUGAGACGGGAGGUUACCACAUGCCUUUCACUUCAUCUGCUGAGCACGCAUAAAUCCCGCCUUGCUCAUCCGUGACGGCUCUUUCUACGGACAUGUGUCCUGGUGCGCUUGGCGGUGUGGGAGACAAAAGAGCUGUUGGCCUGUUGCAUCAGGAAGGAAGUGUAUAUGGAAUUGAAGACAAUGUAUGACUUCUUGGAUGUGGCCCACUAGUUGGAGAAAAUCUUGGCUGCGAGGCCUACGGCAGUUUGUUUUCUGUGAACGGGACAGAGCUGAUGGGAGGAGGAGGAGGCAGGACCUCUUCUGGGAACACUCAUUAUUCCUCCCUUCCCCAGGGUGGCAAACAUAGCUCACCUCCCUUUUGCCCCACGAUGCACCUGUGAAGAAGAUAAAGUUGAGAGAUAGUGACUAUUUGUAAGCGCUGGGCAAUAGGAAGCUGCCCAGAGUGGCUGGGGCAACCCAGUCAGAUGGGUGUGGUACUAUAAUAAUAAUAAUAAUAAUAAUAAUAGUAAUAAUUACUACUACUACUACUACUACAACAACAACUAGGUGUUUAGGAAGUGCUCUGCACAGGGCUUACCAAACCUUUUUGCUAUCUCUCCCCACCCCCAGUCUGUUUAUAUAUUCAUUAUACAGUGGUACCUCGGGUUACAUACGCUUCAUGUUUACAUACGCUUCAGGUUACAGACUCUGCUAACCCAGAAAUAGUGCUUCAGGUUAAGAACUUUGCUUCAGGAUGAGAACAAAAAUCAUGCUCCGGUGGUGUGGCGGCAGCAGGAGACCCCAUUAGCUAAAGUGGUGCUUCAGGUUAAAAACAGUUUCAGGUUAAGAACAGACCUCUGGAAUGAAUUAAGUACUUAACCCGAGGUACCACUGUAUGCAGGGGGACACAUAGCCCUAAACAUUUUGUGAAUCAAAGUUUGGCCUCAUUGAGGGGCAGUAUUUCAAUACAAGUAGGAAAAUGAAAGUACCCCUAAACACUUUUUUUAGAAAAAAAGCACUGAUUAUAUAUAUAUAUGGUGGCAGGUGGAUGAUUAAUAUUCUGCAGCCUUUGAAAUGUGCUUGUGUGCUCCUGUUUUGACUAAUUAUAUGUGCUUUUAUCUUGUGAACUCUCCUGAGAUGAAGAGCGGUACAGUCAAAACAAAUCGGCUCCCAAAAGAUUGAAACCUGGAAGUGAGUGUUCCGGUUUUCAAACGAUUUUCGGAAGCCUAACGUCUGGCUCGGCUUCCGACUGGCUGCAGGAGCUUCUUGCAGCCAAUCAGAAGCCGCACUUUGGUUUCUGAACGUUUUGAAGUCAAACGGACUUCCGGAAUGGAUUCUGUUUGACUUCCAAGGUACGACUGUAUAUUAACCUAGUAAAUAAUAACAACAUAAUAAUCACCGCUGCGUCUGACCAUGGAAGCACAGCAUAUCCAUCACGUUGUUGUUGUUGUUUAGUCGUGUCUGACUCUUCGUGACCCCCUGGACCAGAGCACGCCAGGCACUUCUGUCUUCCACUGCCUCCUGUAGUUUGGUCAAACUCAUGCUGGUAGCUUUGAGAACACUGUCCAACCAUCUCGUCCUCUGUCGUCCUCUGUCGUCCCCUUCUCCUUGUGCCCUCCAUCUUUCCCAACGUCAGGUUCUUUUCCAGGGAGUCUUCUCUUCUCAUGAGGUGGCCAAAGUAUUGGAGCCUCAGCUUCAGGAUCUGUCCUUCCAGUGAGCACUCAGGGCUGAUUUCCUUCAGAAUGGAGAGGUUUGAUUUUCUUGUAGUCCGUGGGACUCUCAAGAGUCUUCUCCAGCACCAUAAUUCAAAAGCAUCAAUUCUUCGGCAAUCCAUCAUAGCCAGUAGCAAUUGCUAGCCUUGUCCUCCAUGUGUUGAUCUAACCCUCUUUUAAAGGCCUCCAAGUUGGUGGGCAACACUGCCUCUUGGAAGAGCAAAUUCCACUCUUUUGACUAUGCACUGUCCCCUUCUCAUGCCUCAGGAUCGUCCGCGAAUAUGUCAGAAAGUUUGGCCUGAGUCUGACGGAAUUCUUUCCAGAGGAUGAGAAUGCCUGGUAUUUGAUUGACAACAUCAGGAAGCGAGUCGGGGAGGUCAAGAGGAACCCCAGCCUCUUGAAUUACACUGUGGAUCCCUCGGAAGAAGGCAAAACCGCUGGUCAGCUGUAUGAGGAAUCCCUCCAUCGGGUUGGGAUACUUUUGGUGCUUCUUUUAAUUGGGAAAACCUUCUGUGUCCUGUUCCAAAUAUUAAGACCGUAGAAGUGGAAAGAACCAAAAGCAAGUCUAGCCGACACACCCUCCUAAAAUAAAUUGUAGAUCCUCUAUGAGGGAAGGUUACUAUAUUGGGGGAUUUAUUUAUUUUUACUAAGUGGAGGCAUGAGAAUAUUUAAGAUUAUGUGAUGCUAAAUAUUAUGCAUGGUAUACAGAAAGUGGGUGGGGUUUUUUCUCCCUUUUUCAUAACACUAGAAGUUGGGGACAUCCAGUUAAGCUGAAGCUUAGAGGAUUUGGGACGGACAAAAGAAAGCACCUCCUCAGGCAGCAUAUCACAUUGUAGUAAUCAUCAUCAUCAUCAUCAUCAUCAUCUAUUACUUAUACCCUGCCCAUCUGGUCGGGCCUCCCCAGCCACUCUGGGCGGCUCCCAACAGAAUAUUAAAAACAUGAUAAAACAUCAGCUAUUAAAAACUUCCCUGAACGGGGCUGCCUUCAGAUGUCUUCUAAAAGUCAGAUAGUUGUUGAUUUCCUUGACAUCUGGUGGGAGGGCGUUCCACAGGGUGGGUGCCACUACUGAGAAGGCCCUCUGCCUGGUUCCCUGUAACUUGGCUUCUCGAAGUGAGGGAACCGCCAGAAGGCCCUCGGAGCUGGACCUCAGUGUCCGGGCUGAACGAUGGGGGUGGAGACGCUCCUUCAGGUAUACUGGGCCGAGGCCAUUUGGGGGCUUUAAAGAUCAGCACCAACACUUAGAAUUGUGCUCGGAAACGUACUGGGAGCCAAUGUAGGUAAACUAUGAAAUGCAUUCUGACUUUUUCUUUAUGGUCAUACCAGGUUGAAGAAGAGGUGAAGAGGACAAACUGUAGCUACGUGCUGGGUAAAUAUGACACCUUCUCAACCAAGGUAAAAAAGAAUGAUCCCCCCCUUUUCUUUUCUUUUCUUUUCUUUUCUUUUCUUUUCGUUCUUUGGAUGUUACCAUGGCCUUUGGCUAGCGCAAUAAAACCCAAUAAGUUAACAAAACUAGCUAAAGCAAUGCCCCAAACUUGCAAAGUGUUUUUACUGAAACUUCAUUGGUGCACUUCUGUUAUAUUAUUAGAAUAUUACACAAGCCUAUAGUAGUUACCCAGCUUCCUAGGUAUCCCACCUAGAUAUCCUGGGGAGCGGGGGCACAUGAAGAAGGGCCUCAGGGGAUCAUUGCAGGGUCCAGGUUGGUUCAUAUGGGGAGAGGCAGCCCUUGACCCUUUGCAGUCCUGAGCCGUUUAAGGUUUUAUAGGUCAGAACCAGCACUUUGAAGUGGACCCAGAAACUCAUGGGCAGCCAGUGCAGUCAGAUAAAGGAUAAAGUACACUAUGCUCUAACCGUCUCGCCCUGGUGAGCAACCUGGCUGUCAAAUUUUGCACCAGCAAAAUUUUCCAAACUGUCUUCAGAGGCAGCCCCAUGCACAACUUGUUGCAGUAAUCUAACCUUGAGGUUACCAGAGUAUAGAUAGCAGAAGUUAGUCUAUCCCUGUCCUGAUUAGGGGAGCAGCAGGGCCACCAGCCAGAAAUGAUGGAAGGCACUGCAUGCUGCCGAGGCCACCUGAGCCUCAAGCAGGGCCGGAUUUAGGUUUGAUGAGGCCCUAAGCUCCUGAAGGUAAUGGGGCCCUUUAUAGGUCCAGCUGUCCUUUGUCAACAACAAAUUGUCUCUGUUUUUUGUGUUGAAUAUAUGCUAUAUGGUAAUUUAUGGACCUAGUAGGUAUCUAAAGCCAUUUGCACAUAACAAAAUAUGUAUUUUAUCAAAGUAACUGUUGAACUGAAAUACAAUUGAGAAGUAUAUUAAUAGUGAAAUACAAUUAAGAAGAAGUACGGUAUAUUAAUAGUGAAAUAAUUAUUAAGCUCUAACUUAAAGUGAUUUUUUAUUCAUAACAAACUUAAUAAUGCAAGCACAUUGGCAUUUGGCAAUAACAACAGUUUUAUUUUAUUUGUUUUUUAUCUUGUAGUUUGGAAAUGUACAUCCAGGGUUUUUUUCCCCUUUAAAUUUUUUGGGGGUACCCAAGAGAGUGGGGCCAUAAGUUAUAGCUUGUUUAGCUUAUAUGUAAACUGGCCUCAAGCGACAGCAAAGGAUCCAGAAGAACUCCCAAGCUACAUACCCACUCCUUCCAAAGAAGUAUAAUCCCAUCAAGAGCAGGCCACCUCCCUCCCAUCCAUCCAGUCCAGGGAAUCACCCACUACUAGUGCCUUAGUCCUAUCUGGACUGAGCUUCAGUGUAUUGGCUCUCAUCCAGUUCCAUGACAGAGGCAAAACAAUAGUCCAGCAUAUCCACUGCCUCACCUACAUAUGUAAAAGAGAAGCAGAAGGGUGGAUGAGCCCAAACAGAAGGGUGGAUGAGCCCUAAGGCAGGCACAGGCAAACUCGCCCCUCCAGAUGUUUUGAGACUACAAUUCCCAUCAUCCCUGACCACUGGGCCUGUUAGCUAGGGAUGGUGGGAGUUGUAGUCCCAAAACAUCUGGAGGGGCGAGUUUGCCUAUGCCUGACCUAAGACUAUACAGAUAUGUUUACUCACCUGGGACUGAGAACAAGCCUCACCGAACUCAGUGAGAUAGACAUAUAGAGGACUGCACUGUAACUUUUUGCAGAAUCCAAUUCCUUGCUUUCCAGAAUAAGCAAAUCCUGAAGCCUGAGAACCUCAGGAUGUCUCGUGUACUAGAUUCCAAAUUCAGUUGUUGCUUGGUGGUGUGUUUGCUUAAGCAUCUUUGUUGAGUGCUAUCCUUAAAGGUGGUUAUUCCCCACCCCUCCCACAACAGCAAUAUUUAAUCAAAGUAGCAAAGCUGAGUCGUGGAGCUGUCGAAAUGAUUGGGGACUUGCUCAAUGAAGAUGCUGGCUAUUACCAGUCGUUCAUUGAAAGUAUGAGAGGUGAAAUGAUCUUCUCUUCUGGAAAGAGGUAAGCAGAAAUACGCAUUGCAAGGAAAUAGGGAGGAUUUAUUCUUGCUGAAGUAAAUAAUCUGCUCUUCUUCAGAUGAGAUUGCAUUUUGGUUCAUUUCCAAAACUAGGACUGUAGGAACAUCUUGGGACCACAAUACCUUAGGAAUGCCUCUCCCCAUACGAACUGACCUGGACCCUGAGCUUGUAAUCCGACACCUUUAUGUCCCCCGUCCCCCCAAGAGGUUUGGAGGAUGGCAACACAAGAACAGGCCUUUUCGGUGGUGGCUCCCCGUCUGUGGAAUGCUCUCCCCAGAGAGGCUUGCCUGGUGCCAUUAUCAUGGGUGUAGCUAAGGGGGGGCAGCACCCCACCAAUAAAUAAAAAUCUAUAAAAAUGGAUAGCAAGCUGGGGUUCUGCCUCCCCACGCCAACAAAAGCCCUGCCCCACCCCCAACAAAAAUCUUGGCUAUACCUGUGGCCAUUAUUACAUAUCUUUAGGCACCAAACAAAAACAUUCCUCUUUAUUCAGGCCUUUAGCCAUUAAAUAAUCGAUGAUUUGUUAAAGGGGUGGGUGGGUGGACUGUUAUUAUGAUUAUUUUAUUAUGCAGUCCAGUAUUAUGCUCUGCAUUUUAUUAUUUUGUUCUUAAUGUUGUAAAUGUUGUUCUUAAUGUUGUACACCGCCCCGGGAUCUUUGAAUAAUGGUUGGUACCUCGGGUUAAGUACUUAAUUCGUUCCAAAGGUCCGUUCUUAACCCAAAACUGUUCUUAACCUGAAGCACCACUUUAGCUAAUGGGGCCUCCUGCUGCCGUUGUGCUGCCAGAGCACGAUUUCCGUUCUCAUCCUGAAGCAAAGUUCUUAACCCGAGGUACUAUUUCUGGGUUAACGGAGUCUGUAACCUGAAGCGUAUGUAUCCCGAGAUACCACUGUAAAUCAAAUUGAUGAUAGAUAAAUAAACAAAUAACAUAUGCUCCCUCUCCCUACAACAAAGUCAACAUAAAGAUGUAAGAGUCCAGCUGGCUCUUGCGAAAGUUCCAUCUAGACCAGAUGCCUAUGGGAAGCCUGCAAGCCAGACCUAAGCUCAAUAGCCACUCUCCCCACUUGUGAUACCCAGCAUGCAUAGAAUCAUAGAUUGCAGAGUUGGAAGGGACCCUGAGGAACAUCUAGUCCAACCCCCUGCAAUGCAGAAACAUGCCACUGUCCCAUGCGGGGAUCAAACCUGUAACCUUGGCGUUUUCAGCACCACAUUCUAACCAAGUGAGCUAUCCCCUUGGAUAAUAUAUCCACAAUAACUAAAAGCCGUUGAUUAUCUUCCGUGAACUUGUCUAAUCCUCUUUCAAAGUUGGUGGCCAUCUCCACACCUUGUCGGCGCGAAUUCCAGAGUGUUAACUAUGUUCUGGGUUCAGAAAUGCUUCCGUUUGUGUGUGCUGAACUGAGCAGCAACUGAGCAACACACGACAGUAGGCUCUUCCAUCUUCUAUCCAUUCAUCUGCAUUUGUUUGUGUGGUUUUUUUUGCAGGUUUGAUCAAAUCACAGGAGGCUUUGAUCAGCUGCCAAUUGCCAUUUACAGAAGCAUUUCAGAAAGGGUGCAUUUCGGUACUAGGGUGGUCAGGAUGGAGCAGGCAGGCGAGAGCGUAACCGCGGUUUAUCAAACCGCCAACAAAGCACUGUUCAGCGUGACGGCCGAUUACGCCGUGGUCACCUCCACCGCCAAGGCCACGAGGCGCAUCCAUUUUGAGCCGCCCCUGUCGCGUGACAAAAGCCAUGCCUUGCGGUCCAUCCACUACAGGAGCGUCACUAAAGUCUUCCUCGCUUGCGCCGAGAAGUUCUGGGAAGCUGAUGGGAUCCGCGGCGGGAAGUCCACAACUGAUCGCCCGGCCCGAUUCGUCUACUACCUCACUCAAAACUUUUCCAGCAGCAUUGGGGUUGUCUUGGCUAGCUACGUCCACAGUGACGACUCCCGUUUCUUUCAGGCCCUCAGCCAUGAUGACAUCAUUAGCAUCGCCCUGGAUGACCUGUCUGCCAUCCACCAGCUGCCCAAGGGGUACAUGCAGUCUGUGUGCCAGUCAUCCGUAAUAAAGAGAUGGAGCUUGGAUAAAUAUUCCAUGGCUGGCUUUGCUGCCUUCACCCCCUACCAGUUUGUUGAUUACAGCGAACCUCUCGAGGAGCCAGAAGGCAGGAUCCAUUUUGCUGGGGAACACACUACCAAACUCCACGGCUGGCUGGACUCCGCAAUCAUGUCAGGGCUGAGGGCAGCAAGAGAAAUCAACUUCGCAGCUGGGAAGUGGUCGCCCAGGAACCAGCCAAAUAACAAAGAGGAACUUUAAACAGGCACUCUGCAAAAGGAGAAAAGAUCAUUUGAAGGAAUACAGUGGUACCUCGGGUUACAUACGCUUCAGGUUACAUACGCUUCAGGUUACACACUCUGCUAACCCAGAAAUAGUGCUUCAGGUUAAGAACUUUGCUUCAGGAUAAGAACAAAAAAUCAGGCUCCGGCGGCACGGCGGCAGCAGGAGGCCCCAUUAGCUAAAGUGGUGCUUCAGGUUAAGAAUAGUUUCAGGUUAAGAACGGACCUCCGGGACGAAUUCAGUACUUGACCCGAGGUACCACUGUAUCUUGACAUACGGGAGUUUUGAAUCGGGACAAGUCAAAAUAUUGCAAUGAGUUUGGGGAGAAAGAAGUAGGCUGGAUGCAAGAUCCUUCUAACUGCUGGAUCCAGGAAGUGUUAAAAUAUAAGCCAGGGUAAUGGGUCAUUAGGAGAACAAGGGGGGCUCUGAGCAAGACAGAAAAUGUGUAGAAGAACAACAACAACCAAAGCCAGAGUUUUUCAAGUGAUGUGACCUAGAAGUAAGCUGGAGAGUCGGAGCAAGGCUUGAAAGCAAGGUUUGAUUUCUGUUUGAAUCCAAGGCUACGGCUAUGAAAGAAACAAGGCCCUCUUAGGGUGUCAAUGUUGUGAGCCCCUCUGUAGUAUAGAUCUGCAAAUAAACCAUAGAUGAUGAAGACACCACUGUCUCUGCUGUGCCUCAUUCCAAAAGGAAACACAAACCCUGGGUAAGCGCCUCAAACUCCUGUAAUCUGUGGGUUCUUGGGGUGGUGUGCAACAAAAUCUAACAGCAUUUCUAGAUGGCAGACAAAAAUGCAAAAGAAAAUUAAAAAUCAUGACCCAAUGCCAGUAGUACCAUGUUGUUGUUUUCCAUUCUGUACCCUAUAUCUUUUCCUUCCUUUCCCGAUUAUACUGUGAAGGGGAAACCUGAUGGACAGCAAGGCUGGAAUUUAUAAUACAGGGAUGCAGAGUGGGGAAAUUUACAUUUCUCCACAUAGAAGGAAUUGAAAUGGGAGGAAUAUGGAAUUUUGAAAAGAUUUGUUCAUUUAUUUUGCCAGCACCAUCU
This is a messenger RNA of Podarcis lilfordi (Lilford's wall lizard), 10193 nucleotides long. Lineage: Eukaryota; Metazoa; Chordata; Lepidosauria; Squamata; Lacertidae. The record is from the annotation of a GenBank genome assembly.